Phaeoacremonium minimum UCRPA7 is the source of this 705-nucleotide messenger RNA. RefSeq names its product putative mate efflux family protein. Gene Ontology annotation, cellular component: membrane. Bases 1 to 705 code for a protein of 234 amino acids. Gene Ontology annotation, molecular function: xenobiotic transmembrane transporter activity; antiporter activity. NCBI's taxonomy places the organism in Eukaryota, Fungi, Ascomycota, Sordariomycetes, Togniniales, Togniniaceae. Gene Ontology annotation, biological process: transmembrane transport. The record is from RefSeq and is a predicted model, not a curated record. The transcript has a single exon.
AUGGCUCACCUUUGGCCUUUCACUCGGCUUGCUCUCUUGGGUGUUAUUCAUGUCGGCACAGAGUGGUGGGCUUUUGAGAUCGUGGCUCUCGUCGCCGGCAAACUAGGAACUAUACCACUAGCAGCCCAAUCUGUUAUCAUGACCGCCGACCAAAUCAUCAAUACAAUACCUUUUGGCCUCGGUGUGGCUGCAUCCGCCCGUGUGGGCAAUCUCCUCGGCGCUGUAAAGCCCUAUGAGGCUGCCCAUACUGCUAACUGUGCUGCGAUUCUGUCUGUACUCCUGGGAGCCCUGAUACUUACCGUCCUCAUGGCGACCAAAAAUGUCUUUGGUGGUUUGUUCAACGACGACCACGACAUCGUCGAAUUGGUCUCACGUGUCAUGCCCUUUGUGGCACUGUUUCAGAUCGCUGACGGCCUCAAUGGUAGCUGUGGUGGCGCUCUACGCGGCAUGGGCAAGCAGCGUGUAGGCGCUGUCAUAAACAUGCUGAGCUAUUACGGCGGUGCCUUACCCCUGGGCAUCUAUCUUGCGUUCAACGGAUGGGGUCUGGCUGGCCUCUGGCUGGGACAAUGUAUUGCCCUCUAUCUUGUCGGUCUGCUAGAGUGGUUUAUUGUUGCGUUCAGUGACUGGGAAUGGGAGGUUAGAAAUGCGCUCAGCAGACUAGAAGCCGGUGGAUUAACGGGGUGUGACGGUGGCGAUCUUGUCUAA